Messenger RNA from Quercus robur (English oak), 587 nucleotides. RefSeq names its product protein XAP5 CIRCADIAN TIMEKEEPER-like. Lineage: Eukaryota; Viridiplantae; Streptophyta; Magnoliopsida; Fagales; Fagaceae. The record is from RefSeq and is a predicted model, not a curated record. The transcript is spliced from 5 exons. Gene Ontology annotation, biological process: chromatin organization. Gene Ontology annotation, cellular component: nucleus. The coding region runs from base 1 to 378 and encodes 125 amino acids.
AUGGAGCUGUGCAUAGGUACGGAAGGGGAUACCAUAGGAGAGUUCCUUCAGGCUGUACAGCAGCAACUUGCACCUGAGUUUCGAGAAAUUAGGACAACCUCAGUGGAGAAUUUGCUUUAUGUGAAAGAAGAUCUUAUCAUUCCCCAUCAGCGUAGUUUCUAUGCGCUAAUCGUGAACAAGGCUAGGGGCAAAAGUGGACUGUCUCAUGCUGGGAAAGUUGUCGAGAGGCACUGGUACAAAAAGAACAAGCAUAUUUUCCCUGCUUCAAGCUAUAUGGCCCAACGAGAAAAUGGGAGCGUUAUACCAUCCAUGGGGAUUGAUUACUCGUCAAAGACAUUCCAGGAUCAAGAACUUUAUGAUAUGUUUCGAAAGCAGUAGAACCCUAUUUUAUCAUCGGUUGUUUGGGCUUGAUUUUUGAAUUGUUAUGACUUACCUACUAGUUAAGAAUGGGAGUUUUAGUUCCUUUACUCUUUUUAAGUAAUUCGCAUACAGAUCAUGGAAAAUGCUUGAAAUAGAUUAGAGACCAUUAUUAAUUAUAUUCUUCUCCCACUCUUUUAUUUUGUGCUUAUACAGAUAUGGUGAACCAA